Molecule: messenger RNA, 1398 nt
Organism: Balaenoptera musculus (blue whale)
Lineage: Eukaryota; Metazoa; Chordata; Mammalia; Artiodactyla; Balaenopteridae
Product: PML-RARA-regulated adapter molecule 1-like
Exons: 6
Coding region: 1-1398 (465 amino acids)
Biological process (GO): integrin-mediated signaling pathway; protein localization to plasma membrane; T cell receptor signaling pathway
Cellular component (GO): plasma membrane
Source: RefSeq, a predicted model, not a curated record
AUGGCCAACAGAGAUGGCGGCCAAGGGCAGAAGGGGAGUCAUCAGGACUUCCGGAGCCUUCAAGCAAAGUUCCAGGCCUCUCAGCCCGAGACCGGCAAGCUCCCCAAAGUAUCCCCGAAGCCCGAGUUCAACAAACUCCUCAAAAAGUUUCCACAGCCUGAGCUCGGCGAGCACCCCAAGAAGCACCCCCUGCCCGAGUUCACUAAUCUGCCCAAGAAGCCCUGCAAACUUGAGUUCAGUGAACUCUCCAAGAAGGUCCCACAGCUCAGGGCCACUCCAUUCCCCAGCAAGCCCCUGCAGCCUGAGCUCAGCCACGGCCCCAGGCCCCCCAUAGGGCCCAAGUUCGGUGCAUUCCCCAGGAAGUCCCAGCAGCCUGAGUCCAAUGAGGCCACCCUGAAGCCCCCCCAGCCUGAGUUCAGUACCGUUCCCGAGAAGCCCCCGCAGCCUCAGGUCAGUGGUCUCCCUGAGAAGUCCCUGCCGCAGCCCGAGUCCACUGAGGUCCCCCCAACGCCCCCUUCAAAGCCUGAGUCCAGUGAGCCCCAGCCCCACUCCUCACAGCCCAACUUCAGUACAGUCCCCGGAAAGAUGCCACAGCCUCCGCUGAGUGACCUCCCCGAGAAGCCCCCGCGGCCCGAGUGUGGUGACCUCCCCAGGACGUCCUCGGGGCCCGAGUGCAGCCUGCUCCCCAAGGAGUUUCUGCAGCCCGAGUGGCGGGGGCCGCCCUGCAACUUCUCGCAGCCCAAGCCCAGAUCUCUGCCCAGGAAGCGUUCGCAGGCUGAGUUCCUCGGUGACCUCCCUAGAAAGCCUCCACUCCCUGGCUCCCGUUCAGAGAGCUCACUGCCCACUGCCGUUGCAGGCACCAGCCCUAGGUUUCCACUCAGCCCAGGGUUUGGAGCCAGGCAGCAGAGAUCAGGAGCCCUCGCUCGCGGUGGAGGCUUGAGGCUGGGCCUCAAACCUGGCCACCCACCCCGGCGGAGGCCUCUGCCCCCGGUCAACAGCCUGGGCGCCCCUCCAGCCAAGCCCCCACUUCCCCCAGGCCCCAGGGACGUCCAGAGAUUUCGGAGGACCUUGGCAGCAGGCACAGCUCUGACGAGGAGCUCUUCUGCCGGCCUCCUCCACUUCCGGGCUCGACAGCCUGAAGACAUCCCACAGGACCCAGAUGAGGCCUACGAGCUGUACGAUGACGUGGAGCCCACAAACAACUCCAGACCCAGCCCCAAGGGCAGAGAUGAGGUGCUGUCUACCCAGCAACCCCCCAGGAGGCUACCUCAAGACCAGGGGCCCAGGAAGAAGGGCCCCCAGCCACAGCAGUUGCCACCCACGGACCUGAAGUCUCUGAAGCAGAUCCGGAAGGCAGAGAAAGCUGAGCGGGAGUUCCGGAAGAAGUUCAAGGUGUGA